UUAGUCAAUGAUGAGGGCACAAGUUUAUUUGUGCAUAGUCCAGUCUUCAGAAUUCUGGCUUUCGUUCUCCUCCUCUCCCCAAGGAGUAUUAAGUGGAGAUUACAGCUUACACACUCUGGGUCUCUGGGCAUUUAUUUACAUGGCACCUUGCGCACUUUCUAGAGCGGAUUCCAUGAUCAUUUCCUUAUCUGGGCUCUCUGUUUACUUGAACACUUGAGGUUGAUUUAGUAUCUUACCAGAGCUAAGUAUUGUCUUCCAGACAUCAUUAAUUUUGCCUUUCUUGUCCAAUAUAAGUGUGAAAUUAAUCAAAAAUGAAAGGGAAAUUAAUAACAUCACGGUAUUCACAACUCAUCAGGUGACUUCACAGCAGGUAUGAAAUUAACUUCUCUGAAUUAAUACACACCUUAACAAAUUAAAGGUAGAGGUUUUAUUUGAUAUUUGGGAAAUGCCCCUUAAUGCUUCCUGCUUUGAUAGUUGAGUUGGGUGGUGACAGGACGUUACACUAUUGUGAGGUUACUUUAGGACCCAUAGAAAGCAUUAAAUCAACUGUUUUUUUUUUUUUUUUGUCUUCAUACACAUUUCACUUAGAUAAAUGAGAUAAAACCAGAUGGUUGAUGCAUACUUGUUUUUUGUCAGCUGAAAAAGGUUGGCCCAAAGACUUGCAAUUUUGAUCUCUAUUUACAAUAAACUAAAUUUGAUCCCAGGUUCUGUGUUUCCUUGUUAUGACAUGUGAUAAGAUUGGUUUCAAAGGGUCUGUUAUGAGGAACACAUUAUGGAAAAGAAUGGAGAGUUAUAAUUAUAAGCUUCUAUUAUAGCUUUUACUGAGGUUGAGGAAGGACAAGCCUUUGUUACUGAAUUGUUCCUGUAAUUACAUCAGAAAUAACAGGCAGCAGUCACCUUCCAUUAGGGGUGGGAGAGAAGGAUCCUUACUAUUUAAGUGAUCACAUAAGGUGCUAAAUGAAUCAUCCUCAGCCUCAUCGUGAGGAAUUAAAAAUAGGAACCGUUGACAUCAUCCUAUAGCAGGUUUUUAAGGGACAGACAAAUGCCAGAUAGUUUUUUUAAGGAAAAGAGCUGGCUUGAAGUAAUGGCACAGCCCACAUGUUAAUAGCCUAUUGGCAGUGCCUCUCCAAUUUGAGCAUGCAUCCAAGCAUGACCUGGAGGCCUUGUUAAAAUUGAUUGCUGGACCCCUCCCCAGAGUUUCUGAUUGCACAGACCUGUGGUGUGAGGUCUUAGAUUUUGCAUUCCCAACUUCCCAGAUGAUGAUACUGCUUCAGGGACUACAUUUUGAGAACCGCUGGGCUAAGUAGGAGAGAAACAGGUAUAAGUGGGGGAUGGCUCCAAAAACAGAAUUUUAAGAUUAAUUCCCUAGUGCUUGUUAAAAUUUUGAUGAAAAACCAUAUUCCAUUUGGGAUGAUGUGCAAGCCUUUUAAAGGGCAUCUGCUCUUUGUGACAUUGUAAGUGAACAUUAAAAAUGGUUGCAAAUCUAGAUAGCUGGUCUCCCAGCCUGGUUCAUUGCAUCUUAGUAAAAUUUUGGAUGAAUUUUGUUGGCUUUAAGUAUUCUCCAAGAUAGUGAAAAAUUUAGAAGUUUGGAUAUUUUUUUUCUCAUUUGUAAAUCAAACACUGUAUCUGGGGACCAUUUAUAGGACAGCAGUCAUUUUAACCAAGGGUAUUCCAAGUCCCAAGCCACUUCAUCAUCCUUGUCAUAGCCACCUGACACAAUAGCUGUUAUCAAAAUGAAAGUGUAAGGAAUCGGGCACCAUCUUCUGCCUGUUUCUAAACUUCUCACUGGUUCUAGAACAGCCCUUUUAGUAUCCUAUUAAUUAUUGCAUUAAAACAACAACAACCACAACAAUAAUAAUCGCUAACAUUUUAACAGGGCUCACUGACUGAUGCCACAGGCUGUUGUGUUCCCUUGCCUUGGCUUGUGAACCCCCAUUCUCUUAAUGAGGCCCUGGGAUAAUCUCUCCUAGACACGAGAAGACAGAGGCUUGCAGAGUCCCUUGGUUGCUGUCACGUAGUUUGAGCUCUCCAUUUGAGCCCAGGCAGUGUGAGCAAGUUAGGGCAGAUUUAGAAUCUAUUAUAUUUUAGGAAACUUUCCAUGGAGACUUGAUGAGAGAGGUCUCGUUGAAAUGGAAAUGCUAGGAAGUUUUGAAGUAUGACGAAAGCAAACCUAUUUAAGGUUACCACUGUGUGUGUGCUGGUGUCAAAGACUACUCUAGAUCUAUGUAACUAGACAAGAUUUCACAAAGUAGUGAAUUUAAUGGCUCUAGCCAAUGUGAGAUGAAAGCCUUGUGAAACCAGUGUUGUAGUUAUGGGGGUCUUUUUCUACAUGACUUACAUGAUGCUUGAUAAGGAAGAUUAAAUGAGUUAAAGUUUAUAAACAUGGUCAUGAUUUGUUUCUAGUGCAUAUCAGGUGGUCUUAUUAUUUGAAAUCUUCUCUCUAGGUAUGAACAUAUUUUAGGCAGAACCUUAGAUACGCUUAAAGGAACAAAUAUACAGGGCAGCUUUGGUGUUUUUAAUUAGCCACCUGUGCCUUAGGUGUAGAAAGGAGACAGGGAAAUCCUUGGUGGUUUUUUUGGCAUUCAAGAUUCUGAAUUUGCUUUUGGGGAAAACAUCCUCAGGGAAUAAGAGAAAGAAAUACUUGAGUAUGAAAACUGAGAGAUCAGCCUAACAGGUUGAAGGGCGUAAGGGGGUGGGGAGGUGUGAGACCCGAAGGUCUGGAAUUGGCCACCGUUGUCCUGUGUCAUCAGAUCCGAGUGGGCGCUGCGUGGGUGGGCCUUGCACGUGCAUUGGUUUGUCAUGGCUCACCUGUAGAGAUGCUUUGGAUUCCAGGCAGGGAGAGACUCAGAUGCAGACGUCUAAUAGAGUGCAGUAGUACCGUACAGAACUUAUCAAGUAGGCUAUUUUGUUUGUAGGGCCUUUACAGUGUCUUUCAUCUAAUAUAGAAUGAAAGGAGUAAAUACUGGUUGAAAAUGGGAUUCCAGUUUUUCCUGGCUGCUCUGUCACCGUCCCCUGUGAUUGCCUCCUUGUUUCUCAUGCAAGAUUGAAUUGUACGCACAUUAUCUCCAUCUAUAAAUGCUUUUAUAGUUUAGGUGUAAUUAAGAAAGGAAGGUAAAUCAAAGCAUAAGCCCAAAGUGAAAUUGAGGGAGCCAGUUAAUCCCCAGAAGAGAUACUUGUGGGUGAGAUCUUGAUGUGAGAUCUUGAUCUUGUGCCGUUUUGAAAAUUAGGAGGAGGGAGAAAGGACCUCCUUCUGUAUUUAUCUAUAAACACAGCUAGCAAUGGCUAUCAGUUUUCAUUAAUGUAAUGUACUUGACUCCGCAGGAAAUGAUAUUUAUGAUGAGUUGAACAUGAAAGUUUUGCUGAGGAUAGAAGUAAAUGGAUGGCUUUUUGAUUUCUUGGUGACCAAGAAUUUUGCAAAUGCACAGAGCCGAGGGUGAUGCAGUUGUGUUUUUGUGUGACUCAUAAUGUAGCUUGUCUGAAUCUUAAGGUAAAAUCACGAUUGAGUUCUUAACUAUGUGGCUAUAUUGUUAAAGCAAAAAAAAAAUCGGUGAAGUAAAGGACUACAGCUACUUUUUUCACAUUACGAACACUUUGGAAUCUUACAGUCUUACCGCUGGUCUGAUCCAUAAGUCACCUACUUCCUACAGACCUGAUCCCAGUAGUCACACGGAAAAUUGCCAUAUGAUGCACCAAAUGAGAUGUUUAUAGAAACUCUUAUAAAGAGCAGAAGCACUGGAAGUAAGGUGGUAUUACUUAGGCCUGAGGCACAUGGGUAUUCAUCCUGUUAGCCUACACCACUGCUCAGGAAUGAGGUGCUUUUGGUAAUGACCAAGAUGUUUAGGGGUUGUUUUCUAGAAACAAAUCUUGAAGACUGGACUUACUGGAGUUUGAGGCCUUUCCUGUAUCAUGAUAAUCCACUUUCAAAACCCUGUUCCUUCACCUCAAAGCUAUCUCAGACAGAAGGAGUAUAAAAGGAGUCAUGGCACUGAUUCGCUUCCAGCCUUCCAUCCCUUCAGUAAACAUUUAUUGAGCCCAGACUGUCUCACGGAGAUGGAGGAUUUGGAAUGACGGCAGGUUGAGUCUGCUGUCCCAAGCUGCCCCAGCACACAAACCUCUUGACAAACCGCAGAGCUUGUUGACACAGACAAAAAUGUUAGUAACUGUGAAUGUAUUAAUAGCUACAUGGUGCAGACCACAUAAAGAGGGAAUCAGCACCACAUUAAAAAUAACAAAAAUCUUUGAGAAAUCUUCCAGAAGAAAACUGUACAGUAUGCUCUUCCAUGAAGUCCUUAAGACUAAGUCUUAGAAGGACUUACCCACAUUCAGCUAGAAGAUGGAUCUGUCCCUCCCUCCCUAAUUCAGGUCCUUCCUCAGAUUUACAAUCUCUGCUGAUGUGUUCCAUGAAUAUCAGAAACAUACUGUAUGUAUUUGUUAAGGGAUAUGUUUUCCUCUUGUUUUAUUUAUUUAUUUAUUUUUUUAAAGGGCUAUUGUAGAGGAAAAUGUUAGCCAAAAUCGGGAGAUAAAUUUCUAAGUAUUAAUAGAUCUGUUUCUAGAAUGGCUUUUUACUGCUACUUUUGGUUCUAUUCAAGGUGAAGCACCUGUAAGUAAUCUGUUAUAUUUGAAUGAACUGGCUUAUAAUUCAAUUGGCUUUAUCUCCUACUGUGAACUCCUUAGUUUUUUAAAAUAGAGCUAUCUGUUUUUAAAAUUGUGUAUACACAUAUGCUUGGGACUGUGUGCAUAGAUUAAUGUAGGCUAGUCCGGAAAGCACUAGGGUGGGUAGAAAGCUUUGGUUUGAGGCCUGCUGAGACUUGGAACAAAGAGCAGUUUUGUGCAGAUGCUCCAUCUUUGCCAAGUGUGGCCUUACCCUUCCUGGACUAAUAAUGGAUGGAUCUGGAUCCUAACAAGGGAGAUAAUAUUUUUUAGACAAAUGCCUCUGGUGUGGAAGUGAUAGGGCCUCCCACCUCAUUAUUUUUAGCUAUCUCUUUUUGGGAGACUAUCUUAAAAGGCAGUUGGGUUCCAAAAAGGGAGAAACAAGGUUCGUACAAGCUCUUUGUCAGCCUGUCUGUAUGCAAUGGAUCAAGUCCUUAAAGAGGAGGAACUUAAAAAUGUCCUUGUGAUUUCAGGAGCGAUUCCUCUUCUAAAUUGGACGUUGGAGGAGGCUCCGUUAGGCCGUGUAAGUACUACAGUAAGCAAAUAUUCACCCCGGCUAAGCACAGAGCCCACGCAGGAUAUUUGCCCUUUGCAGAGGAGAGGACCUAGUCCUUUAGUCAGAUGUUAUCAUUGGGACCAUCAAAAUGCAGACACUGUGGUCCCAGCGGGCCAGAGGGUGGUUCCCUCGGUGUCACCCACAAUCCUGACAUCUCUGGCUACCUGCUUAAGGCCUGGUGGAGUUGAUCUUUCAGCGUAAUCGAACAAGAAUAUUUUUUUCUCUAUAGAAUUGGUGAAGUGACUGGAGCAGAAGGCUAUUUAUUACCUCAUUCAUUAUAAAAUACAAAUUUAUUGAGCUUGUCCAUGCCGCUUACUCUUACAUAGAAGGGCUGGCCCUUCAGAGCAGCCCAACCCAGGCCUGACCCAGAAGGUCACGUUGUGAAUGUAGGUAAAGCCACUGAACUGGAGAGAGUGACUCAGAAGGCUUGUACAGCCUCUAAACUGUGUCUAUAUCAAGGAACCAUGGCUCAAGGACACUUUAAGUCCUCAAUUAUGAGCAUAUUUUAGGGUGGAAGCAGUUUGCUAAGUACUUCCUUAUUUUCACUGCCGGAAUUGUUUGCAGCACUUCAAACCACUGCCUAGGCUACGCUUGAGAGUCACCUUGGUAAAUCAGAUUUUCACCUUGGAGCAGAACAUUUGGAUUUCACAGGCCGAUAGGAUUUGGGUUUCAAGAUUAUGGGGGUCAACAAAAUAAAACACUAAACAUUCCUAAUCCCUGUUUUGUUUGUUUGUCUUUUAAUGUAUGUGGAUCUUUGAACAUAUUUUGCCUCCAACAACAUCACAGGAUAAAACACUCCAACUUGCAAGCAGACAGAAUGUCUUGAUGUGACUAAAAGCAUUAAUGCUGCUAGAGCUAGAAAAUCAUGUGACCAUGUGACUUCUAUCUGAGUCUUUUCUCUAAGCUGUCACCUUGAGAGUUUGUCCUGCUGGGAGAAACCAGAGAAACAGGAAGUGUGUGUCCUUUUGGAACCUCAAAGGGCUUUUGAAUCUCUAAAGAUGUGGGCUUUUGUCUAAAAUACAAUAAGCAUAUUUAGUCUGUCCCUGCCUCCCAUACACACACCUCACACCCUGCUUAAUGAGAAUGUCACUUCAUUUCAAAGACUGGACAACUGAGCAAUCUGUCUUCAAGGGUCUCUUUCCCCUGAAACUGGUUUAGUGCCAAUAGGUAGGGCAGUCUGCUCCAAGGGUUGCCAGGCAGGGUAUCUGGGGAAGGCAGGCUGGCGCUGUUGGGGGAGGGGGCCGGGAUGGAGCUGGGUCUGUCCUCACUGCCACCCAGUGCUGUGGCUCUUGCUAUGGGGAAGAGGAGCGUCUCUCUGCAUUUACUGUACUGUGAUUCUCAUGGCAGCAUGCACGCCUCCCUCCUGUUGUCAGCUCUGCACCGUGUGGGUUUGACAGCCUUUAUGGAGCAGGCAGACGUGUUGGCGUUGUGCGGGACUCCUGGGCUGUGUCUUUCUGCCAUCAAAUAUGUUGUCACUUUCUCCCUCCAGCAUGCUAUAUACCUAGUUGCCUUUGGAAAGGCCUCUUGGCACUUCUGGGAGUAACUAGGGAAAGAGCAGCUGUCUGUCAGCCUCCUCCAGAGCUGCUGGGUUGGGCUGUUGUCAACCUGUUGGAGGAGUUCCCAAAGUAGCAGACUUCGCUGUCGUUGACAUUUAUAACUCGAAAGCCGCAUCACAGAUGACUUUACAUUUCUUAAUCCUUUAAUUACAGGCCCUUAGCAUAUAAAUCAUGUGGUUUGUGCACCCUUUGGCCAUGAAGGUGAUGAGGUGGCAUUCCCCCACCCCGUGUUAUAAAAUCAUCUCUUCUGACUUCUGUAGGAAGAGGCUGUGACCAUAUGAAGUCAGUUUAGAACAGGAAGGAUAUUAGCUUCUAAGACCAAAUGACUCGGCUCUGGCAGCCACGUAGCCUGUGAUGAGGGUGUCCCUGGGAAAUGGAUGUCAGAAAAUGUUUCUCAGAUGGGUUGGUGGAUCCUGUACCUGCUUGGUUUUAUGUGCUAAUUUCUCAGAGAACCAGAUUUGAAGCCUCAUUUCUUGAGACCUGACUGGAAGGGAAUGACGCCACGUUCCUGGUGCAAAUAAAAACCAAGGCCACCCCAGUAGAUCAUAGGAGCACAUGCUGCCAAAGACAGCGGAGCAAAGGAAAAAGGGAAUUGGAAUGCGUUUUGGUUACCGUGGGUCUGUCUAGACAUUCCUUGAGGGUUAGGACUGACUGGCGUUUUCCUCUUCGUGCCACCAGUGGCUAGCACCAGUGGCUGGGAUGUGUCGGCAUCUGAGCUGAGUGAACAAGUGUAAAGCAGUCUUAUUUUUAAGUAGAAGAGAUUUUCGUUUCAUUUUCUUUUUACCUGGGUCGUGCAGACAUUGAAAUACGUUAAACGUUAAUUUUUAAUCCCGUAAUCUGGAUUUAUUGACGUUUUCCUGUUGGCAUAAAAGGUGAAUAGUUUGAGACAAGAAAUGGGGACUUAGGUGGCAGGUGUUAGAUGUGAUUACAAUAAAACACCUUCAUUGCCUAUGCACAGGUUUCGUAUAUGGUUUCCAGGACAGACGUGGGCCACAUCUCGAGAGCCGCCAGUGUCCGGUCCCGGCUGUGUGGUGUGCGGGGCUGCCUGGAGUCGGGCAGGAGUAGGCUGCUUGAGGCAGCCAGAUGGUGGCCACAGGCUUGGGCAUGAUUGUCCACGGAGGAAUGAAUGUCUGUCACCUCUUCCCGGCCCUUUGCUCAUGGUGCACAUCAGCAUCUCGUCCCAGUUCUCUUUUUCAGAGCCCACGAAGUGCCUCAGAAUCUAUAAAAUUGCUUUGUACGUGGCCACUGCCCACGGGCAGGGUGGCAUGGUGGGCAGACCUGCUUCUCUGCCGGCCGGAGGGCGGAGUGGGGCCGGGUGUACAGCAGCAGAGCUGCUGACUGCAUCAAAUCAGAAUCCUGGGUCAGAGCGGGAGGUUGUUUCAAAACAGCAUCGAGCACAUUUAUUCUUUGGCUUUACUUGAAAAAAAAAUAUUUAAAAAUUCGGUAUUUCAAAUAUAAGUUCAGAGACUUAAUAGGAUAGCCACUCAUGUACCCACACCCCGUAUUUGCCGUCUUUCCUAUCUCGCUGGUCACGUGUGUCUUAGUAACUUUGAAAGCUGCUUGCUUUGGCUUCUUAUGUUAAAAGUUACGGUCCUUUUGUUCCUGGGAGUUCUGAAAUAUGUGGUCUGCUUGGGACCCAGGAAGCCCAGCGUGCCUGAGCUCUGAGGACAGUUGGCACUUCCUGGCUGUGCCCAGACCUAGGGUUUCUGUUGUUACAUUCUUGCCAUCUGCUUCCCCUUUUCAUUCAGUUUCAGGUGUGUGUGUGUGUGUGUGUGUUCGUUCCAGCUAGUUCAGCACUUCCCUGUAACGGGUAAUUCACUCGGUCCUGCUUGGCAAAGCUAACACUGUCUCUGUAUCCUGUUUCCUUCCCAUAAUACUUCAUCAUACUUUGAUGCCACACGGAUGACUCACUUUGUAAAUAACCUCUUGCUCCUCCCCAGGCCUGGGACGGGGUUUUCUCCACGUGUGCCGACCUCUUUGGAGGAGAGAGGCAGAGGCCCUGUCACUUUGCCUUUCGGGUGUAGAGUGACGGACAGACGGUGGUGCGUGUAGGGUGGCAGAGAAGCCCCCCCAGGUUAAAUAACGUGGGGAAGGCCCCUCGGCAGGUUUCUAGCCAUUUCUUCUUUUAACUGGCUGUUUUCUGAAGCAGAAAGUGUGCUAUGCUAGCUCACAACCGUGCUGUUGUCGGAUGACUAACCGUUCACUUGGCUCUGCGUUUUGGCCGGAGUCUAGGAUGGCGCACAGGCGUCGGCGCCCACGGCCUGCGGGGCUGGCGAGCUUAACGCCACCCGCUUUCUGAGAGGGGCGCCUUGAGGGAAGGCUGGAGGGGCGUGCUGUGCCAGCUGAGGGGGAGGCCGGAAGGACCCGGAAGGGGAUGUGUGGCGGCCUCAGGAAUUUGGCUGAAAGAGUUUUAGGACUCUGGUGGCUGGAGAAACAGAAUGGUUUUAGAAAUUUUAAGUCACGAUGGACUGGUACAAUAAAAAAUUACUGGAAAAAUGAAAUUAAGUUUGUAAUGUUAUAUAAACCUCCAAUUUUAUUAUUAGAUUUAAAGCUACAAUAUUACCCUAGAAAAUUGCUAUGAAAGUUUCUAGAAUACUUACCUUCCAUUUUGGUAUUAAUUUUUUCACAGACUCAGAAACAAAUACGGGGGCUGGCACCGCUCUGCUGACUGCUCUUUGAGUGGCCCUGACCUUGGAGUUGUGUCUCAGCUCUGGGUCUGCCCUCACGUGUGGGGAGGCCACUCUGACCUCUCUGAGUCUUAGGCUACAGAAUGAAAGCGGUGGUUCACUAACAUGUCCAUGUUCUCCCAACAGGGCAUGUGGGAUGAGGAAGAGGCGUUUAGCCCGUUGCCUGGGUGGAUUCCUUUUAAAGUUCCUUCUGGAAGGGACGUGCUGGGGAUUCUCUCUUACACCCCCUCGGCCACCUUGGCCUGACGUUUGACCUGCUCGUUUGCAAGGACGUCGCCUGCAAUGGUGACGUAGUGACCUUUUGUGGCAGAUCGACCCACGUGUGUGAGACAGAUCUGUAUCGAUAGUCACUGUGCACCCAGUGUCAGCUUUUUUCUUGUAGUUUUUGGCUGGUGAAUAGUUCUGUGGGGUGUGAGAGGAUGACCUCUUCAAAGGAGUCAUUUAGUGACUCAGGCUAAGUAGGCCCUGACUCUUGGAACACAGGUGACCCUAUGGUAAUUGUCACCCUAUUGUAAUUGUUACCCUAUGGUAGUUGUCAUUCCAGCCCACAGGAUUAGGGGGAUGGAUGGAGGAGCCAGCAUGCAGUAUUUUUAUGGCCGGGCCUGACAAUGAUUUACGUCUCUACUCGCAGUCUGUUUCCUAGAACUAAGUCACCUGGGUCACCCCUGGUUGAGAAGUGCGUCCAGGUGUGGGCCCAGGAAGGAGACAAGAGUGCAAUUUCCGUGAGGAGCUGGCAUCCCUCAUCUACUCUCUCACAUUUUUCUCUGAUUCACUGAUCAGAAUCUUACUAUGACAUUCUUUUGUCCAAGUGAACUCAUUUAUCCAUCUGUUACUCCGAGUGUGAUUAUGGUCGGGCGUGACGUUCUUAUGCGCUGGGGUAAGACACAAUGGAAAGAAAAGAGAAUGGACGCUGCCGGAAUUAAUCGCCAGCCGCCUGCAGUGGCUGAUGCGGACUGUUAGAGUGAAUUGGCAACGUGCCAUAGGCUGCAUUUGGAUUAAAAAAAAAAUCAAGGUAUUUAUGAGUUGAGAGUAAUGCUCAGUCUUUGAAAGGUAAAUAGCGUUUAAGUAGAGGGAAACCAUCACUCCAUCGGUGAGAGGGCAGCUGGGAGCCCAUGUUGAAAGGUGGCAGAGGUAAUGUAACUUGAUAAAAAGCUGAAAUCGCCAUAAUAUUUCCACAAAUAGGCUUUUCUCUUCCUGCAGUAGUGAAUUAAAAACAAAAUCUUUUAUUUGCUCUCAGUUCAGAGAGGCCAGAGAGUCAGAACAGGAGAAGUGAGAUUGUGGGGUGGACAGUGGGAGAGGCUCUUGGCAGAAGGGUCUGAGGGCGUAGCAUCCUUCCAGAGCCAGGGUUCAGUAGGAUAAUAGUCACAGGGACUGCACUAGGCGUCUCCCACUGACAAGCUAAUACAGAAAAUUGGGUAUUUGGGUGCUGGAAGAGGUGAGUUGCCACAGUGUGUUGCAGCGACCCAGACGUUUGUAAUCUCGGGAAGAUGUCCUCUCCCGGGAAUGGGGUGGGGGUGACGGCUUUGAUGGUGCUUUCAGAAAAGGGCAGUGGGGCCCUCCAGAGAGUGCCACCUCCCUGGAGAAGAUCUACCUGCCAGCAGGUUGAGGUGGGGAGAGAGACCCUUGCUGCUCCCUCCCUUCCUGCUCCCACAGGCCAGCACGACUGGACACCAGAUGGCCAGGGAGCUUGGGAAAUGCACCUGCCCUUGCUACUCUGCAGAAGGACAAGGUGUGCAGAGAAUGGGUUUGAGAGCAAAAGGGUAGAUGGCUGGCCACAGGGUGUGUAACCUCUUGGUGCAAAGGAAGAUGAAUAGAUGAAGAGAUUGCUUUAGGAAAAGAAUGUUUAUUCUCGAGUCCCUUUCCUCAUGCCAUAUUUCUGCCUUGUCGUUUCUGUUACCACCUACAUGUGUCCUUUGUAUUUCCGUCAUGCUUUUUACAUCAUACAUAUCGUACAUUUUAUUUAAAUAUUUGACUCCCCCCGAAUAAUAACUGACAUUUGCCGAGUUUUCAAUUUGUGCUUUAUCUGUAUUAAUUGAUUGACUCAUCAGAGCUACACUGAAGGCAAAUAUGGUCCAUCUUCAUUUUUUGUAGAUUUUGGUAUUUGCAAAUUUGCCUGCUUGCCAAAAUUUACAUGUAGCCCCGAAAGCAACACGGUGUUGUCCUGGUCGUUCGUGGACACGCACAGAGUGGAAGAAUGUUUGAGCAGCCUGAUGUGCUCGUUCACAGCUGAGGUUGAACAAGGCAACUGUUCUGCCUUCUUGCUUCAGCUCUCAUAUUAUAAACAAGGGUUCUUUCUUCCAUCUGGUUACUGCCAUGCUUCCCUCACCCCACCCCCCUUUUUUAGGGUGAUCCUGCUGCUUCAAAUGGCUGCCAAGCACAGUGCUGAGGUGUUGUCUGGUAUUCCUAAGCACAAGAAGGCUGGUGAUUUGAGGUAUCUUAGGGAGAACAUACAAGUGCUAGGCAAGCUUCACUGAAGCAUGACUUGUAGUUCCGUUGGCCAUGAGUUCAAUGUUAACGCUGUCUUCAAACAGAAACACAGAUGAAACAAGGUUAUGUCUGGAUCAGUUGAUGAAGUUGUGACCAGAGGCCCCCAGAAACCUAUGUCUUCUCUGGGAGCAAUGGUUCAGGAUUUGCUGAGUUAGUGUCUGCAGAGACUUGAUAGAACAAAACUACAAAUACUGUGAAGCAGCUGUCCUGCUAUUAUUCCCAGCUUGUAGAUCAAGAGAACAAGGCAAGUAGAAGUCAAGAGAGUUGGGCACGGGCCCCUGGUGGGAUCAGAACCUGGACCGCCUGGCCCCCAACCCUUUAUCUUCAUCCUGUGCUCUCCUGCCUUUGCAUCUAAUUCAUGCUCUUUCUACCCUUCUCAGUCUGCUGUUCAUGCUGCUGGGCCCCAGCCUGGAGCUGUUACCAAUGCUGAGACUCCUGUUGGUAAAGCCAGCAGCUACCUCUGGUUGAGAAUCGCGAUGUGUGUCAUCCUGCAGUAAAGUCUUGAGUCUGUGGGCAGAACUUCAAAUCCUGCAGCCCUGUGGUUAACCAGCAAGAGAAUUCCAGAAUGCUGCAGGGCAGGAUGGAAGCGAGGAAAGGAGACUGGCUGACCCAGGAGCCGGAGUGAGGCCCGCGGAGUCGCGCACCAUGAGGCCGUGUCUGCCUUCCACGCGUUAGGAGCCCAGGGCAGGUGAAGUUGCCGGAGAGCGAUGGCUCUGUUUACUCCGUGGAAGUUGUCCUCUCAGAAGCUGGGCUUUUUCCUGGUGACUUUCGGCUUCAUUUGGGGCAUGAUGCUCCUGCAUUUUACCAUCCAGCAGCGAACUCAGCCUGAAAGCAGCUCCAUGCUGCGUGAGCAGAUCCUGGACCUCAGCAAAAGGUACAUCAAGGCUCUGGCGGAAGAAAACAGGAACGUGGUGGACGGACCCUACGCCGGUGUCAUGACGGCUUACGAUCUGAAGAAGACCCUUGCUGUGUUACUGGAUAACAUUUUGCAGCGCAUCGGCAAGUUAGAGUCGAAGGUGGACAAUCUUGUUGUCAAUGGCACAGGGACAAACUCGACCAACUCCACCACAGCUGUUCCCAGCUUGGUAGCACUUGAGAAGAUUAAUGUAGCAGAUAUCAUUAACGGAGCUCAAGAAAAAUGCGUAUUGCCUCCUAUGGAUGGCUACCCCCACUGCGAGGGGAAAAUCAAGUGGAUGAAAGACAUGUGGCGUUCGGAUCCCUGCUACGCAGACUACGGAGUGGAUGGCUCCACCUGCUCUUUUUUUAUUUACCUCAGUGAGGUUGAAAAUUGGUGUCCUCAUUUACCUUGGAGAGCAAAAAAUCCCUACGAAGAAGCUGAUCAUAACUCAUUGGCGGAAAUUCGCACGGAUUUUAAUAUUCUCUACGGUAUGAUGAAAAAGCAUGAAGAAUUCCGGUGGAUGAGGCUACGGAUCCGGCGAAUGGCUGACGCGUGGAUCCAGGCAAUCAAGUCCCUGGCAGAGAAGCAGAAUCUUGAAAAGAGAAAGCGGAAGAAAGUCCUCGUUCACCUGGGACUCCUGACCAAGGAAUCUGGAUUCAAGAUUGCAGAGACAGCUUUCAGUGGUGGCCCUCUUGGUGAAUUAGUUCAGUGGAGUGAUUUAAUUACAUCUCUGUACUUACUGGGCCAUGACAUUAGGAUUUCAGCUUCACUGGCUGAGCUCAAGGAAAUCAUGAAGAAAGUUGUAGGAAACCGAUCUGGCUGCCCAACUGUGGGAGACAGAAUCGUCGAGCUCAUUUAUAUUGAUAUCGUAGGACUCGCUCAAUUCAAGAAAACUCUUGGACCCUCGUGGGUUCAUUACCAGUGCAUGCUCCGAGUCCUCGAUUCAUUUGGCACGGAACCAGAGUUUAAUCAUGCUAAUUAUGCCCAGUCUAAAGGCCACAAGACCCCAUGGGGAAAAUGGAAUCUGAACCCUCAGCAGUUUUAUACCAUGUUCCCGCACACCCCAGACAACAGCUUCCUGGGGUUUGUGGUCGAGCAGCACCUGAACUCGAGCGACGUCCACCACAUCAAUGAAAUCAAAAGGCAGAACCAGUCCCUGGUGUAUGGCAAAGUGGAUAGCUUCUGGAAGAAUAAGAAGAUCUACUUGGACAUCAUUCAUACAUACAUGGAAGUGCAUGCGACUGUUUACGGCUCCAGCACCAAGAACAUUCCCAGUUACGUAAAAAACCACGGUAUCCUCAGUGGACGGGACCUGCAGUUUCUUCUCCGAGAAACCAAGCUGUUUGUUGGACUCGGGUUCCCUUACGAGGGCCCAGCUCCCCUGGAGGCUAUCGCAAAUGGCUGUGCUUUUCUGAAUCCCAAGUUCAGCCCACCCAAAAGCAGCAAAAACACAGACUUUUUCAUCGGCAAGCCAACUCUGAGAGAGCUGACAUCCCAGCAUCCUUACGCUGAAGUUUUCAUCGGCCGGCCACACGUUUGGACCGUUGACCUCAACAAUCAAGAGGAAGUAGAGGAUGCAGUGAAAGCAAUUUUAAAUCAGAAGAUUGAGCCGUACAUGCCGUAUGAAUUUACAUGUGAGGGGAUGCUACAGAGAAUCAAUGCUUUCAUCGAAAAGCAGGACUUUUGCCACGGGCAAGUGAUGUGGCCGCCCCUCAGCGCCCUGCAGGUGAAGCUUGCCGAGCCCGGGCAGUCCUGCAAGCAGGUGUGCCAGGAGAGCCAGCUCAUCUGCGAGCCUUCUUUCUUCCAGCACCUCAACAAGGACAAGGACAUGCUGAAGUACGAGGUGAUCUGCCAAAGCUCAGAGCUGGCCAAGGACAUCCUGGUGCCCUCCUUCGACCCCAAGAACAAGCACUGUGUGUUUCAAGGUGACCUCCUGCUCUUCAGCUGUGCGGGUGCCCACCCCAGGCACCGGAGGAUCUGCCCCUGCAGGGACUUCAUCAAAGGCCAGGUGGCUCUCUGUAAAGACUGCCUAUAGCGGCCGCCUGCUCAGCCCCGCGCCAUGCUGCUGGGACGGACAGGGCGGCAGCCCCAUCGGGCAGGGCCAGGGGCAGAAUCCAUUCAGGGACACUGGCCAGAGCCCGAUCUCUCUGGUGGAAGUCUUUGUUUUGGUGUUGCUCUUGUUGUGGUCAGAGCAGCCCAGUGGAGUCUUCGCCAAACAAGAGCAGAGCAGAGACCAGGCGGGGAGUCGGGCUUCUCCCUGGCACGGUGCCAUUUCUGUUUCUUGAGGAGCAACCGUGAGGAGACUCCGUGGAUGCAGCUGCUCCAGGGUAAAAAGAGAGUCUCGAGAGUCAUUUAAAACAAAACAAGAGGAGAGGAAUUGAGCUGAUUGGAAAGAACUUUGAAUUGGGAACAUUCCUAAACCCAUUAACUUAUUUAUUUGGGUGGGAGGGAGGGGAACGAGGGAGGGAGAAGAGGCUUAAUCACACCUUUCUUCUUUUAUUUCUACUGUUAGUCAUCCACCUUCACUAUACUGUUAUUCUGUCUGCUCCGGGUGGGGUGCAGGAGUCGGCAGGGUGUGCCGUGGGGCUGGUGGCAUGCUCAAGGACAGCGUGGGGACCUGGCUCCCCAAAGCAGGUGGCAGUAGAGCAAACGAAAAUCUUGCUUUGGAAACACAGCCGAACUCUCCAGGGCAUUGUUAUAGAUGGCAGCUAGAGGACAGGCACCCCCGGCAUAGGGGGAUGUGCCUGUGUUGUCCAGAGAGCCACGCCAAAACAAAAGAUGGGGUGGACCCCUUUCUUCCAUGUCCCCACCCCCAGGCACAUGCCUUGGCCCUAAUUUCUGGUUAGAAUCCCUUUAGGAAAGAAAUGCAGGCUUGGAGGAUUGAGGAAUUUUGCUACUUUCUGGUAAAUUCUCCCUCCCUCCCCGUGCCACUGUGAGGAGAGAAGCAGAGGUGAGGGGCUCGCAAAGCUGCUCUUGGACUUAGCCCCAGAGAGGGUUGUCUUUGAACUGAGAUUUGGACAGGGUGAAGUUGGUCCUUAAGAACAACUGGCGGCAUGACUGGAGAUGGGCCCCUGACAGUGGCCUUGUGUUAUGUCCCCUCGGAUAUCACCAAAAUCCAGGGAAUGGGCCUCUGGGAGAACACGAUGUUGGCUGGGGGGGGGGGGCAGGGCAGCCCAGCGUGAACGAGGCGUGGCGGCUGUCCUGGCUGCUCACCUGUGCGUGCGUCCUGCAAGGGCCGGGAGUCUGGUGCCGGCCCUUCCUUUAGGUGGGAUUGUGCUGACAGGGAGGAGCCACUCAGCGGUUGCCCUUGUCACACACAUUGGACCCCACCCUCCAACCUGGAGCCCCCGUGCUCUGCCUUGUUGCUGGGCCGGAAAGAGCCUGCCUCUGCCCGGGCCCAGCAGUGAGAAGGGCAGAAAUCCAAAGGAAACCUUGCUGGGAGGGGUGAGUUCCUGCCCCCCUGAAGCAGUGCUUCCUUCCACGCUCUGCGUGCGAGUUUGUGGGCUUCCUGUGAAACCCCUGACACCUCCAGGCCAGGGAGAGACGUCCCUCUUCCAGCUCUUGCAGGAUGUCCCCGAGAGGAGCUGUCAGCAUCAUCCAGCCCUUGCAGGGCACCUUGGCUGCUUGGCUCUGUGCUCCGUGCCCGCCCACGGCCCUGCGGUUCCCAGCACCCUGCCUGCCGUCGGCCCGGUGCGGCAAGGUGCAGCCUCUGCCGGGCAGAGCAGAGGGCCACAGCCAGUGGCUGGGAGGGUGUUUGGGGAGUGAGGGAAAGGAAGAAUUCUGCUUCAUGGCAACCGGGGGAAACGUGGAGCCUUUAAGUCUGGGAAGUUAGGUUCAUCUUCCUCCUGGGUUUGUGCCCCGGUGCAUGGAUAAUCCUGAACGUAUAGCCAGCCUUUGUCCUUAGGCCCUCAGAGAGGGGCUGGGGAGGAGCACCCGGAGUCUAUUCCAUCAUCACAGGGGCCCGUCGAGACCUGGCUAAGCAUAGCCUCUGCCGGGGCCCUGCAACGAGAGGGCAGGCAUCCAAAGUACAGAGAGAGUGUGAGUGAGUGAGUGAGUGAGUGUGUGUGUGUGUGUGUGUGUGUGUGUGUGCGCGCGCUUUUAAGCUUCGCAAGGGCAGUUUCCUUCAAUAGGAGGGCAGACAGCUGGCAUCCUGACUGUGAGGAAGAGCUUUUCCCUGGCAUGGGCCACUCGGCUGCACCCUAGAGUGUGGGAAUUGGCCGGAGUGCGCAGCCCUGCCUUUCCUGGUCCAGCACCGCCCUCUCCUGGGCGCUUCCGGGAUCUCCCAGCACCGAGGCUGGCAGUGCGGACGUUCUGCCAGCAGGGGGCGCCCACGUGCCAAGACUGCUUGCCACGCGGCGCCAGUUUGCGCGGGUUCGCGCACGCGCUUCCUGGAAGGCUGUUUAAAUUGCACCGCAGCUAAGGAAGCGGGAAAGUAAAGCUAUGUGGUCCCUGCCUGGUGUCCCAGAAGCUGCAGGGAUUGUUUGCUGUCCGUCCCUGAGCUCAGGACCUCUCCACCUUCCUGUUCCUCUUUCACAAGGGGUGGGGGUGGGGCGGCCGCUUUGGAGGCAAAGAAAUCCACACUCCAGUUGUUAAGGGCAUUAUCGAUAGAGACCAGUAACCCCUAAGCCAGGGGUCCUCAAAGUUUUUAAACGGGGCCAGUUCGCUGUCCCUCAGACCGUUGGAGGGCUGUUGAAGAAU
Molecule: messenger RNA, 17532 nt
Organism: Microcebus murinus (gray mouse lemur)
Lineage: Eukaryota; Metazoa; Chordata; Mammalia; Primates; Cheirogaleidae
Source: RefSeq, a predicted model, not a curated record